Molecule: messenger RNA, 1239 nt
Organism: Daldinia childiae
Lineage: Eukaryota; Fungi; Ascomycota; Sordariomycetes; Xylariales; Hypoxylaceae
Product: putative queuine tRNA-ribosyltransferase
Exons: 3
Coding region: 1-1239 (412 amino acids)
Cellular component (GO): cytosol
Molecular function (GO): tRNA-guanosine(34) queuine transglycosylase activity
Source: RefSeq, a predicted model, not a curated record
AUGUUGAGCAGGAUGGCUAGCGUUAUAGCCUCAUCGUCUUCAGCGGCUCUCACGUUCGAUCUCGUCGCGAGGUGUUCCACAACUCGAGCACGAGCCUCUAUAUUAACCCUUCCUCAUGGACCAGUCCAACUUCCGGUCUUCAUGCCUGUGGCAACACAGGCAUCAUUAAAAGGGUUAACUCCAGAACAGUUGGAAGAGACCAGCUGUCGUCUAUGUCUAAAUAAUACUUAUCAUCUAGGCCUAAAGCCUGGACAGGAGGUGCUCGCUGCAGUCGGAGGGGCACAUAAACUACAAGGAUGGAACUACAACCUACUCACAGAUAGCGGAGGAUUCCAGAUGGUUAGCUUACUCAAGCUAGCCAAUAUCACAGAAGAGGGUGUCAGAUUCCUGAGUCCUCAUGACGGCACACCGAUGCUUCUUACACCUGAGCAUUCCAUUUCUCUUCAGAACACCAUCGGCAGCGAUAUCUUAAUGCAGCUAGACGACGUAUUAGUGACUACUUCACCAGACGCCGUGCGGAUGCGAGAAGCAAUGGAGCGCAGCGUUAGAUGGUUGGAUCGGUGCAUCGCCGCGCAUAAAAAUCCAACUACGCAGAAUCUGUUCUGCAUUAUCCAAGGCGGACUGGACCUCGAUAUGCGAAGGGAGUGUUGUAAGGAGAUGGUCGCUCGAGAUACACCGGGUAUCGCCAUCGGUGGACUAAGCGGUGGCGAGGCAAAGGCGGACUACUGCAGAGUAGUAGUUACUUGUACCGCGCUCUUACCUGAGCUGAAACCUCGGUAUGUGAUGGGAAUUGGGUACCCCGAGGACCUCGUCGUCAGCGUUGCCUUAGGAGCCGACAUGUUUGACUGCGUUUGGCCCACGCGCACAGCUAGAUUCGGAAAUGCAAUCACGAAAUACGGCGUCCUCAACCUCCGCAACGCCAAAUACGCCAACGAUUUCGGACCUAUAGAAGAUGGUUGCGGGUGUAAUUGCUGCCGCAAGGACGGGAUGGGCAUCACCCGGGCAUUCGUGCACCACAACACGGCUAAAGAGACGGUAGCUGCGCACUUACUAACCAUGCACAAUGUCUGGUACCAGCUGGACCUGAUGAAGCAGGUCAGGGAAGCGAUCAUUGCCGACAGGUAUCCGGCUUUCCUGCGGCGUUUUUUCGCGAACUUAUACCCUGAUCAAGCUAAUUACCCCAAGUGGGCGGUAGAUGCCCUACGAGGCGUAGGUGUAGAUCUAUAUGAAGAUAUAUGA